UCCACAGUCAGGACCGAGCAAAGGUGCCGAAGUGGAGGGCGGACGAAGCACCCCAGCGGCGGCAGCACUUGUCAUCAUGGCGGACAAGGAGGAGAAGGUGGCGCAAUUCUCGGCUGUUGCUGGCGUCGAUGCUGAGAGGGCGACCUUUUUCCUGGAAUCCGCCGCAUGGAAUCUCGAGUCAGCCUUGAGUAGUUUUUAUGAGCAAGGGGAAGAAGAGGAGGCAGCUGCAAGAGAAGGCACUGGAGAAAACCUGGGCGAGAGGCCGGAGGCAGAAGGUGCUGCUGGAUCCCCACAGAAACUGCCCUCCCAGGCGGCCAUCCAGAGGGCUCUGGUGAACAUUAUGGACCAAGAUAGUGACAGCGGCGGCAGUGGGGAGGAGGACGGUCAGGCCUUCUAUGCUGGUGGCUCAGAGCACUCCGGCCAGCAGGUGCUUGGGCCACCACGGAAAAAGUCAGACAUGGUCACCAAACUCUUUAAGUCAGCCAAAGAGCAUGGGGCAGAGGUGCUGGACAGUGAAGGUCAAGGGAAGAAGUCCAAGAAACUGAGCUUUGGAGGCACAGGGUACCGUCUUGGCCUGACUUCUGAUGAUACAGAAGUGAUUCCUGAUACCUCUAAGAAGGAAGAGCGGCCAAGGGACGUGUCACUCAAGAUGUGGAGGACUGGUUUCACGGUGGAUGACGGGCCACUCAGGGCAUACGAGGAUCCAGGCAAUGCAGAGUUCCUUAAUUCCAUUCGACGCAGUGAGGUUCCCCUGGAGCUGAUCCGAGAGGCACGAGGAGGUGAGGUUUACAUCAGCAUGGCCGACCACCGCCAUGAAGACUAUGUGCCGCCCAAAGUGACCUUAAAGGCUUUCUCAGGUGCUGGUCACACUCUUGGCAGCUUGGUGCCAACAGUUGUUGGUCAGAGUGACAAGGGAGCCAGUGGAGGUGCCAGCAGCCAGGCAGCACCAACCCAGGAUUCCAAGACACUGCAGAAGAACGCCCAGGAGGGUCUCAAGGUGGACGAGAGCCAACCAGUCACAUCCAUCCAGCUUCGCAUGCCCGAUGGUUCCCGUCUCGUGGCGAGGGUGAACCACACACACACUGUCGGAGACAUAAGACAUUUUGUACAGACAGCACAGCCAGCCUACAUUACCACUGACUUUGGUCUCAUGACAACCUUCCCUUAUGCUGAGCUUACCAACUUGGCACAGACUGUGUCUGAGGCAAAGCUAUUAAAUUCUGCCAUUGUUGUUAAGACCAAGUAAUGUAAGAUUGUCCUCAACAAUAGGAAGCUUCAACUUGUUGACUGCAUGUGAUAUGUGUUUGUGGAGGCGCAAAUUCAUAUUUAUUAAAAUAUUCUCAGUUCUGCUAUGUUCUAAGUAUACUUGAACAAUAAACUUAUUUUGGAAUUGUAUUCCAUAUGCAUAUUUUACCUGUAUACCCUGCCCUGUUGAAUACUUAAUAUCUAUCAAUACCCACUACUAUUCCAGUAUACUGCUGACUUGCUACCUCCAAAGUUCCAUCUACAUAUCAGCCUGACAUCCUCACAAGGUGUCACCUGGUAAUUGAGAAAAAUGCUUACACAUACACACGCCUCUUUAAGAGUUACUGUUAGAAAACACGGAUUUGUACCUGAGUAAGUGACAUGAAAGACACAUGAGAGGAGAGCCAGCAGGGGCUAAUGUCUCCUGAACUGCUUCUUGAACUUCUCAUAGUGAAAGUCAUCCGUUGCCUUCUCCCCAUGUGGCCUUUUGGGUGCUAUGGUGGAGAUCUUGACACCACCACCCACCACCGGCUCCACAAUCUCUUGCACUCUUUUUUCCUUCUUCUUGGCUGGUCCAGAGUCCUCCAAGUUGACUGUGGAGUAUAAUGUAAAAUAAAAGAGCACCAGAGUUAAAUAUAUCAGAAAGGAGAGAGCAGAAAUAAACUUGUAGCAUGAUUCAGAGAAGGCAUUGUAGUUGAUACAAGCAUGAAAAUGACAAUAAAUAGAGAAAAGUA
This is a messenger RNA of Scylla paramamosain (green mud crab), 1979 nucleotides long. It is a transcript of the gene p47, whose product is annotated as NSFL1 cofactor p47-like. Lineage: Eukaryota; Metazoa; Arthropoda; Malacostraca; Decapoda; Portunidae. The record is from RefSeq and is a predicted model, not a curated record. The coding region runs from base 77 to 1246 and encodes 389 amino acids. Gene Ontology annotation, molecular function: ubiquitin binding. Gene Ontology annotation, cellular component: cytosol; nucleus. The transcript is spliced from 8 exons. Gene Ontology annotation, biological process: proteasome-mediated ubiquitin-dependent protein catabolic process; autophagosome assembly; Golgi organization.